UUUUCAUGUGGUUUUACGUGCCUGAGCUGCCCAUGGGUGGAUCUCACUUGAGUCUGCAUUUGGGUUGGAAUCUUGUACUUUGGGAGUAUGAGGCAGAGUAAAAACGAGCUCUGUUCUGCACAAAGGAAAUGGGCGUUCUCCUUGGAAAGUUUGGAUGGAGUGACUGACUAAAUAGAGGGGGUGUGGCAAGGCUAAAAAGGAGAGGACCACCAAGAGGGGCACAGUGCUGUGGACUGGACCAGCUGCUGUGAGGUCUGAUUUUUAGGAACAAGCUCAUCUUAGAGGUGUGAAAAUGGCGUACCUGCAUAUGUUUGCGACCCUGCUGCACCUCAUCACAUUGGCCAUGCUGUUUAUUGCAACAAUGGAAAAGUCCUGGUGGGUGUGGGACGGCAUGGAGAACUCAGACCUAUGGUACAACUGUAGAUUUGACAACUUCACGGGAACCUGGUUGUGUGCGUCCUCAAAGGAAACUGACUGGCUGCAGGCUGUGAAGGCGCUGAUGGUUCUCUCAGUGGUCCUCUCCUCCGUCUCCUUCUUGGUGUUCCUGGGUCAGCUGUUCACCAUGUCAAAGGGAAGACUCUUCUACUUCACUGGGCUGUGUCAAGUCUUUGCAGGUCUGAUGGCCUUUUCGGCAGCUCUCAUUUACACUUUACACAAUAAAGAAAUCCUCCAGGACUCUAGAGAGCUGGCUUCAGGACACUUUGGCUACUGCUUUAUUUUGGCCUGGGUCUGUGUGCCAUUGUUGCUUUGUAGCGGUGUCAUUUACAUCCACCUGCGCAAGAAAGAGUGACCAGAAAGUCUUUUAAAAUAUGUUAACAACAGUAUUAGAACGCAAUAAUACACACUUGACGUUUUGUCAAUCAAAGCUGUUAAUUUUGCAAAUGUUAUGCUAUGUGUUUUUCUCAGGCUUAAUGUUGACGUGAUUGUAUUUUUUGUUUUGUAAAUAUGUGUUCUUUUGAACAAUUGUCAGAAAUUUUAAUUCCUGAAGCAAUUAAUAAGCAACUUCUGCCUUGACCAAAGAUGACUCCAUUUUAUGGCUACUUUCACCGAUGCAGGGGUUUGAAGGCAUGCGUUUUUAAUUUUUUAUUUUUAUUGUUUGAAUGUGUUUAUAUCUAAAGCUCAGAUGCAGAAUAUAUUUAGCAGCCACACAUAAAUGGCACACUCAUAAUGUGGAACAAUAAAGAAAGAAUUGUUUAA
Molecule: messenger RNA, 1197 nt
Organism: Betta splendens (Siamese fighting fish)
Lineage: Eukaryota; Metazoa; Chordata; Actinopteri; Anabantiformes; Osphronemidae
Product: epithelial membrane protein 3-like
Exons: 5
Coding region: 293-790 (165 amino acids)
Cellular component (GO): plasma membrane
Source: RefSeq, a predicted model, not a curated record